ACGUGCAAAAAUUUCUUCAGCAUGUUUCUUGUACAUGAUUUUGGCAUGCACCCAUUUCACGUAGUAUCAGCAAAAGCAGUCAAUUGCUUGUCUUCAUACAUUUUUUUGGCUGAUCAGAUCUCUUGUAGAUCCUACGUUGGCAGCGUUUAUCGUAUGCGGUCCCUUGCAGUUUCUGGUUACCUACUGACAACUGUUAAUAGAGGCAACGCUGACAGACAAUUCUCAUAAAUAUUUGCUAACCGUGUUAGCUCAGGUUAUCCCCCAAACUAAUACGUGUUAAAGAUAGUGAAAUUGUCAUGAGCAUUCUACCACCUGUUACCCAAGCUGUAUAAAUAAAAGGUCACAUUCUGCAUCCGCAGUUACGUUCAAAAUUAAAUUAUAGGAGAAGACACAACUAGCUACCUCUCAGAAUGGCGGGCCAGAUUCUUAAGAGAAUUUUAUUUCUUUUGUUAUUUCCCUGUUUUUGUGAAAUGCUGGUUUGUGGGACCGACAAUGAGUGUGCCUUUUGUCAACUUCUGAAAACACUGGUCAACAAACAGAAAGACCUCGAGAAAAAGAUCGACUUGCUGCUGGGAGCCAAACGCAACUGUUCGGAAGUAAAUAGAAAAGACUGUGCCGACAUCUACAGCUGCGGUCAAACUGUCAGCGGUGUGUAUACAAUCCACCCUGACGGCCAACAGCCCUUUGAUGUAUUUUGUGACCAGACCACUGCCGGUGGAGGCUGGACGGUAUUUCAAAAGAGACUGGACGGCUCUGUUGAUUUCUACCGUGGCUGGAAUGACUACAAAGCGGGGUUUGGGCACUUGAAUGGCGAGUAUUGGCUGGGACUUGAUAAGCUGAACAAGCUAACCUCGAACAACCACAAGAGAUACAAACUGCGCGUGGAUUUGGAGGAUACUGCAGGAAACACGGCGUUUGCCGAGUACGGUUAUUUUGCUGUGUCCAGUGAACAAUCCAAGUAUCAGAUGAGUCUUGGGACUUACCACGGUACUGCUGGUGAUUCCUUAUCUUAUCACAAACGUUUUCCAUUCUCAACAAAAGACCGUGACAAUGACUCGUAUGGAGGUAACUGCGCUGUUAGCUUUCAUGGUGCAUGGUGGUAUGGCGCAUGUCACAACUCCAAUUUGAAUGGUCGCUACCUUCAUGGCGCCCAUGCCUCUCACGCCAAUGGAGUAAAUUGGGAGACCUGGAAAGGAGACAACUACUCUGCUAAACGCGCAGAGAUGAAAAUUCGACCCGAUGAUUGGAUUUCCUCAUAAACAUCACAGAAGCGGUUUAUACCCGUUGCCCUGUGGUUUGAACUAAACUGGUCCAUAGAGGUCGUCAGAAUUAGAGUAUAGCUGUUAAUGUUACAGUUGAUUUUACUGUAAUGGAACAUUAACCUUCUGCCAAUAAAGCUGUUGGUUUAAUUAUCAUCACGAAAUAAAAUCCCUGAGGUCUCUCUGGUCUCUCUGCUAUUGUGAAUGUCUGCUGGAAAUUGUUAUUAAGUUUGAAAUAAUAGACCUUCUCGGGGUUUUGGAAGCCAUCUUGACGGUAGGCAACAGCGUCAGAAAUUACAGUGUUAGUAUGGAAGAUUUGUCAAACGAGUAGCACUGGGCACGACAAUGCUCCCGCCUGGGUUCAACCCCCAUAGCGAGUUCAGGGACUGGACUAACUAGAAAAAGGAUUGUAUCGACCAAAUUUGAGGGAUGUAGCUGUACCAAAAAGCACCAGUUGUGUAUUGAAUUUACCAUAAAUUUGUCUGAUUUUCCUUUUGUGAACUUGUACCUGGUUUACAAGUUCUGUGGUGGAUCCAGACCUUGAGCUAAGGGGGGCGGUUUUGUUUUGCUUGCCCUGCCGACUUUUCUUCUGUCUUUUUCUACCCAAGAUAAGGGAGGGGGGGCCUCCAGGCCCCUCCCCUCGAUCCACCACUGAAGUUUGUGCCACUUUGCUGUAAAUUCAGCUCUAAAUGUUUUGUAAUUGCUGGUUCUGAGCAUCUGGUUGCAGAUGACAGUAAAUUCCUCCAUCUGAUAAUUUUUUAUUCCAUGCACCCACUUGUCUGACGAGAUAGCAUUGUUGUAAAAAGAAACUGCAUGUUGAGGUUGGAACCAUCAGGGAGUGAAAUCAGGGUGGUGAAAACUGGGUAAAAGGUGUAAAAAGUGGGCAUCUCCCUGUUAAAACACUGUGUUCCUGAC
Molecule: messenger RNA, 2174 nt
Organism: Orbicella faveolata
Lineage: Eukaryota; Metazoa; Cnidaria; Anthozoa; Scleractinia; Merulinidae
Product: microfibril-associated glycoprotein 4-like
Source: RefSeq, a predicted model, not a curated record